AUGGCCGGUCUGGCGAUCCGCAUCCUUGCCCUGGUGGCCCUGGCGUGCUCGACGGGGCGCACGGCGUUCGGCUACCCCACGUUCUGGCGGGAAUGCGACAAGCACCCGACUGAGGCACUGGGCAAGCACCUCGCGCCGGUCAAGGACCGGUGGGUGUCGGUCGGAAGGGCUGUGGGCGCCGCCCCGCGUGGAUGCCAUCCUCGUGGUUUGAGCCCGAUGUACAUCUGUGACAAGUUUGGGCCAUCGGGAGCGGUCUUUGGAGUUUUCCGCACGCAAGGACAACUUUUGUGGUGCUUCAGGGCGACGAGCUUGAAGCUACUAAAAGUGAAUGAAGACGGCGGCAAGCCGCUUCCAGUGUCGGAGUUCUGCCCUGGCGUAGUGUAUGAACUCAAGGUCACAUACGGUCCCGCUGACGCCGAAGAAACUACGGAGGACGAGGAAGGAGAGGAGGACGAUGGGGAGGAAGGAACUACGGAGGACGAGGGAGAAGACGAUGGGGGGGAAGGAAUAACGGAGAGUGAGGAUGAUGGGGAGGAAGAAACUACAGAGGGCGAGGAAGGAGAGGACGAUGGGAUGGAAGGAAUAACGGAGGGCGAGGACGAUGGGGAGGAAACUACAGAGGGCGAGGAAGGAGAGGACGAUGGGAUGGAAGGAACAACGGAGGGCGAGGACGAUGGGGAGGAAACUACAGAGGGCGAGGAGGGAGAGGACGAUGGGGAGGAAGAAACUACGGAGGACGAGGAGGGAGAGGACGAUGGGGAAGAAGGAAGUACGGAGGACGAGGAAGUCGAUGGGAGGCGAUCGAUGGUAACUGCGUCAUCGGGUGUCUUCGAACAGGAUGGCGACGACGAAGGGCUUGAAUGUGGCGGCAUCAGGAAGACAAACAACAAGCAGCGUCCGAAGCACAAGAUGACGUGGACGGCGGAUUGCCCGGAGACUGCAGUUGGAAAACCAGGAGAAGUCACCUUCAUGAUAACUUCAGCCACCGGGGAACACUCGAAGUACUACCAAAGGAAGGUCACCUUCAAGCGCGGCGCCGAUUGCCCGCCUUGCGAAGUUUGA
Ostreobium quekettii is the source of this 1062-nucleotide messenger RNA. Lineage: Eukaryota; Viridiplantae; Chlorophyta; Ulvophyceae; Bryopsidales; Ostreobiaceae. The record is from the annotation of a GenBank genome assembly.